Gossypium raimondii (Peruvian cotton) is the source of this 3517-nucleotide messenger RNA. RefSeq lists its product as uncharacterized. The coding region runs from base 293 to 3106 and encodes 937 amino acids. The record is from RefSeq and is a predicted model, not a curated record. Lineage: Eukaryota; Viridiplantae; Streptophyta; Magnoliopsida; Malvales; Malvaceae. The transcript has 5 exons.
UGGGGGGGGGGGAUUUUGUGAGUCUCUCUCUGUUUAUUUUCUUUUUCACGUGGGUCUGUUUGGUUGCUGAGAAAGUUAAAGUGGAGUGGAAAAUAAUGUUUUCACUGAUUAUUUUCUCAUGAUCCGUUACAAAAGUUAUAAUCUUUUUCUUCUGAUUUUCUUGGCUUAUGUAUUAUAUCUCCAGGUUAAUUGAGGCCCCAUUCUCUGGAAGGUCGUGUUAUAAAAGGAUUUGGAUUUUGUAUCAGAAAUUCUGUGAGAUAAAACUGAUUGUUCUUGUUGAUGAUAUAUAGAGAUGAAGAAGCUGUUUUUCUUCAAAUCUUCCUCUAGCAGUAGUAAUAACAAUGCUGCUGUUCCUUCACCGUCGGCGGACAAGCAAGUUUUCUGGGAAAACACAUUGGAAAGUGGGUUGAAUGAUCAACACAGUGAUAAGGCUGAAUACGGUUUUCUCAGUCCUAUACGGUUUUUUGGAAAAUCUCGAAAGCAAAUACCUGAUAGCCCUAGCUUUUGUGACAGUCCAGUUCUUCGAAGGAGUCGUUCUUUGUCAUCAGCAGCCUUUCUUGUUGAUGGUCUAGAACAACAAGAUUUUCCUUCCUCAAAUGAUCAAAAUAGGUCUCCUAAUAUUACUUCACACCAGCAGUAUGAUCAGUCAUCACGGAGAAGAGCUGUUAUUCCCGAGAAAAAGUCUAAGGCUAAACGAUGUGAAGUGGCUGCUAUUGGUUCUUCGAGGAUGCGCCAUGAUUCAUCUGGAAGCUCUUCCUCUUGCUCUAGCAAUGUGUCAAGUAAAGUUGUGGACCGCUAUAUUGAUGGAGAACAGCUGCAGGAAAGUAGCAAGUCAAAGAACAGUUCAAAAAGAAAUAAUUUUGGAAAUGGUGGCGGGAGGUUUCCUCCACGAGUUCAGUAUACAGCUCCUUCGUCUCCAACAGAUAGUGUCAAAGAGAAAAACAAGUUUCAUUCAUUUAGGGAAGCCAAAGGCACGCGUCAUCAGUUCUCAUCUAGAGAUUGGGUGGAAAAUGGAUUUGGGCAUGAGUCACCCCGGAUGAUUGCAAAGAAUGUGGUUGAAAGGCUUUCUCAGACUCAUAUCCCGAGAUCAAGUUCAAAAGAAUUUGAUCUUCAUAUUCCGAUCACCACUGAAGAUGUAUAUGGUGGAUACUUGAAUAGAUGCCCCGAGUCCAAAUUGGAUAUGUUGGCCCAAAAAGGUUGUGUAACAGACGAGCCUUAUGAAAAUGAUAUUGGAUAUCAUGAGGAUUUCUCUGGCUUGGAGAAGCAACAUUGUUUCUUUGGGGGAUGUUCUAAUGGUUUGAACUCUUCCCAAACAGAAGAGGAUAUAGAUAUGGAGUUACAAAGAAGAUCGAAAGAAGCAGAGGAGAGAGUUUUGCUUCUUUCUGAAGCUCUUGGGCAGGAAACCUUUCUUCGUGACAUUGGGUUUAAUGUUUCGUCUCUCAUUGAGACCAUUAGACACCUAUCAGAGGACAAAUUAAACCUGGCACUUGAGGUUUCAGAACUUCUACAGUCUAGAAUUGCAGAGAGAGUGCAUACUAGGGAUGAACUGAGAAUGGCAAGGGCAGAAUUAGAGUCACAGACAAAAAAAAUAGAGACAGAGAAACAUGAGAUACAAUUGGGAUUGGAAAAGGAGUUAGAUAGAAGGUCAAGUGACUGGUCGUCUAAGCUUGAGAAGCAUCGGUUAGAAGAGCAAAGGCUUCGCGAACGAGUUCGGGAGCUAGCGGAGCAAAAUGUUUCACUUCAGAGAGAAGUCUCUUCCUUCAAUGAAAAGGAAACAGAAAACAGAAGCAUGAUGACUUCUUCUGCCGAACAACUUAAAGAGUUGACUAGAAGGGUCGAAAAGCUGAAUGAUGAGAAUGAAGUUCUAAGACAAAAUCUCUCUCAGUCGCAAGAGAAGCAUCAAGCUGCAAUUGAAGAUAUUGAUUGCAUUAGAAGAAAUUUUGAAGAGAAAGAUAAGGAGUGCAAGGAGAUGCAUAAGUCCAUUGCCAAAUUAUUUCGAACCUGCAAAGAGCAAGAGAAAACAAUUGAAGGGUUGCGAGAAGGAUAUAAUCAGGAGAUCGAGAAGAAGCAUUCCAUGGAAAAGAAUGAAGUUUGGGUGAAAAAUUUGCAAAUGGAGCAAAUGAGGUUGACUGGUGUAGAAUUGGCAUUAAGAAGGGAGGUGGAGUCUUGUAGGCAUGAAGUUGAUUCUCUUCGACAUGAGAAUAUCGAUUUACUGAAUCGCUUAAAAGGUAAUGGAAAAGACGUUGGAGCCUUAACCUUCAAGCUUGACAAGGAAAUGCGGAAUCGUGUAUACUAUUUGCAGGAUCAAGGACUAUCUAUGCUUAAUGAGAGCGCUCAUUUGUCUUCCAAGUUAAUUGAGUUCAUCAAAGGAAAAACUAGUCAGCUUCAAGAAACUCAGCAGGGUUUAGAUAGUCAAUUUAUUGUUGAAUCUGAUGUAAAGGUGCAAUGCUUUAAACGUGGAAUUGAAAGCUUAACAAGGAGUUUGCAGACAAUUUCCGCUUUGCUGCAGGAGAAAUCCAAUCCAGUUGCCUCAGAGUCUGACUCGGAAUCUACGAAACUCAAUAACCAAUCUUCAGAAGAGAUUCUAAGAACGGAGCUUAAAUCAGAAACAUUGCUGACAAAUUUGUUGAGAGAAAAGCUGUAUUCUAAAGAGCUUGAAGUCGAACAGUUGCAAGCCGAGGUGGCAGCAGGUGUGAGAGGUAACGAUAUCCUUCGAUGUGAAUUACAGAAUGCAAUGGACAACAUUUCCUGCCUCACCCACAGAUUGAAGGAUCUUGAACUGCAGAUGCUAAAGAAAGAUGACAACAUAAGCCGUCUCCGGAACGAUUUACAAGAAUCAAUGAAGGAACUAUCUAUCUUGAGGGGUAUACUACCUAAGGUUUCCGAAGAAAGAGACUUGAUGUGGGAAGAGGUGAAGCAAUAUAGUGAGAAGAACAUGUUAUUAAACUCAGAGAUUGAGGUGUUAAAAAAGAAGAUAGAAACUUUGGAUGAGGAUAUACUUUUAAAAGAAGGCCAAAUUACAAUCUUGAAAGACACCUUAAGCAACAACAAAAGUUUUAACCUUCUUGGUAGUCCCGAUUUGACUCGAGAAUUCCUCCUGGAAUGAUCGGCUAAAAAGGUUGGUUUUCAGUUUUAUGGGUGGCUGAACAUAUUGUUCAUAGACUUAUAUAGGUCUUUUUAUACUUUUUUGAAUUCGUGUUCUUUGAGGCUGUUUUUUGUCCUUUUCUUUGUUUUUACAUUGUUAAAGUUCUUGGGCGAGCAAAGAAGUGAAGAAAGGGGACACAUUUUCUUUUGUUAUAAAGGUCAUACAAAUUGUAUGUAGUUGGUUUUCGUCUCAUAAAACCAGAUGAAAUUUCUGUCUUUUUAGUAUAUGUUUGGAAUUUGAUUGUUGUGUCAUCCUACAUGUAUAGGCAAAAAUAGAUGCAUUUCUUCGUUCAAGCAAAAGAUCAAAUUGUUAAGGCCUCUUAUUAGAUGUAUUACUGGUUGGACCGACCGGUUUAAUUAAAAUAAUUUUACA